AUGAAGGAUGGCAAGGUGAUUUUCCCAGCACCUCCACCAAAUAACAUUCCUCAAGGAGCCCCUGUGAAGCAGAAGACUGUAGCAGAGCUGGAAGCGGAAAAAGCAGCUACUAUUACACCUUUUAGAAAAACUAUGACUAGUGCAUCUGUAUACACAGCAGGUUUAACUGGCAUGUUAGGACUGGGCAUUGUUGCUCCUAAUACUGCUUUCACGCAAAUGGUGACAACAUUUGGCCUAGCUGGAAUAGUGGGGUACCAUACAGUAUGGGGUGUGACUCCUGCUCUUCACUCUCCACUCAUGUCAGUAACUAAUGCUAUCUCAGGACUAACUGCAGUUGGUGGGCUGGUAUUGAUGGGAGGAAGCUAUCUCCCUGAAAACACUCCUCAAAGUCUAGCAGUGCUUUCGGCAUUUAUCUCUUCAGUCAAUAUUGCAGGUGGGUUUCUAGUUACACAGAGAAUGCUGGAUAUGUUCAAACGUCCCACAGAUCCUCCUGAGUACAACUACUUGUACCUACUUCCAGGUGGUAUAUUUGUAGGAGGCUAUGCAGCUGCUCUCAAUGGUGGCUAUAAUAUUGAACAGAUGAUGUAUCUGGGCUCAGGCUUAUGCUGUGUUGGUGCCUUGGCUGGUCUGUCCACCCAAGGGACAGCUCGUCUUGGAAAUGCUUUGGGUAUGAUUGGUGUUGCAGGAGGUUUAGCAGCAACUCUUGGAGGCCUUAAACCCUCGCCUGAAUUGUUGGCGCAGAUGUCAGGUGCAAUGGCACUUGGCGGUACCAUAGGUUUGACGAUAGCUAAACGCAUCCAGAUUACUGAUCUGCCUCAGCUAGUAGCUGCUUUCCAUAGUUUG
This is a messenger RNA of Phaethon lepturus (White-tailed tropicbird), 843 nucleotides long. RefSeq names its product NAD(P) transhydrogenase, mitochondrial-like. NCBI's taxonomy places the organism in Eukaryota, Metazoa, Chordata, Aves, Phaethontiformes, Phaethontidae. The annotation marks the transcript as partial. Gene Ontology annotation, biological process: NADPH regeneration. The record is from RefSeq and is a predicted model, not a curated record. The transcript is spliced from 7 exons. Gene Ontology annotation, cellular component: mitochondrial inner membrane. Gene Ontology annotation, molecular function: NADP binding; NAD binding.